Molecule: messenger RNA, 1768 nt
Organism: Apis mellifera (honey bee)
Lineage: Eukaryota; Metazoa; Arthropoda; Insecta; Hymenoptera; Apidae
Gene: Scp2
Product: calexcitin-2
Exons: 7
Coding region: 276-827 (183 amino acids)
Molecular function (GO): calcium ion binding
Source: RefSeq, a predicted model, not a curated record
GGCUGCGCGCACUUUGUGCUUCAUCUGUCCGUCAUUCGCGUCGUGCGCUCUCGUCCGCCGUUUGUCCACGCAGUGUUCGCCACUUGUCUCCUCUCUCUCUAUCUGUCUAUCUCUCUAUCUACUUAUCUCUCUCUUUCCCUCUCCGCUCGUGAAAAAUCUCGCAGCCUUCGUCGGAGAUCGGACGAAAUCCUCGUGUGCGAUAAACCUGUUUCGUUCGAUCGUGUUCAACCCCGCAACGCUCAGCCAGUUCAGCUCAACUCGACCAGAUCGACGAGAUGCCACUGUCGGAGUUCCGUAAAAAGAAGUUACUCUACGUUUUCAACACCUUCUUCGAUUUCAAUCAGAGUGGCGCGAUUGACAGAAAGGAUCUUGACCUUGCUAUACAACGAAUCAAUGAGAACAGAGGUUGGUCUGCUGACAAUCCCAAGGCUCAGAGUAUAAGGGAUACUUUGCUUAAAAUGUGGGAUAAUCUGAGGCAAGGGGCUGAUACGGAUCAAGAUGGCCAGGUGAGCCGGGAGGAAUGGUUCCAACUGUGGGAAGAAUAUGCGAAAAAUCCGUCGAACCCAUCCGAAUGGCAAGAAGCAUACAUGUCUGUGACGUUCCAGUUGUUCGACGCAUCCGGUGACAAAUCGAUCGACGAGAACGAAUUUUGUAACGUGUGCAGAUACCACGGAAUCGCGGAGGCCGAGGCCAGGGAGGCCUUCAAAAAAUUAGGAGUCGGCCAGGAGAUUACCUGGGAUAAAUUCACCAACCUCUGGAAGCAAUAUUUCUCCUCGGACGAGCCGACCGCAGCCGGAAACUUUAUUUUCGGAAAGACUUCCUUCUAACUCGCUUUAAACCCGCGGAAAAGUCAACCUACGUGCAUAAUAUAUGAUAUAUUAUAUUACACUUCCUUGAGUCGCGUUAUAUACCUUCGUUCAUUCUCUUGAUUUCUCAAUUGAUCAAUUUUGGAUCUUUGGCCAACCUGUUUUCUGUUCGACAACGAAUGAUAAACAAACCAUGGAUAUAUAUUUUUAUUUCAUAGAAAAUUAUAUAUUUCCUUUUUCUUUUUUUUUUCUUUUUCUUUUUCAUUCAGAGAAUUUAUCUUCCUUUCCUUUCUUCGAGGAUUGAAUAAAUAGAUAAUAAGAGCAACAAUUCGCCGUCGUCAAAUCGAAGAGAUGCGUACGUUUGACGUAUGUUUAGCGACGCAACAGCGAAGAAAACUCCUUCCGCCGCCGGUAAUAAAUUAUAACCUCACUGUAUGUAUUUGUAUAUGUAGCGUUAUUUAAAUGUAAGAGAGACGAAAAAAAGGAGAAGAAAAAAAGAAAAAAAAAAAAAAAAAAAAAAAGAAGAAAAGAAAAAAGAAAAAAAAAAAAUGAUCGUGACUCGCGAUGACAAGCCUCCUUCACGUCCAGUGGCCGGGAGAUCGUUUCGAGAAGUGGGCGGUAAUCGAACGAUCUCGAUUUUCGUUCGUCCACGGAAACGACAAAAUAUCUCACUCCAUUCGUACGUACAGGAAAUAAUUUUCAGAGCUUGAACUUGUUCCGAGUAAAGCAUAGCCGCGUAUAUAUUAAUGGCUUCAGAGUUUUUCGUGUAACGUUGGGAAGAAAGAGGGAAAAGAUGUAUGGCGUGAUGUUGAAACGAAUGGAAAAAAAAAAAAGGAAGAAGAAAAAGAGGAGAAAUAAAGAACGAAACAAAGCAAAAAAAAAAAAAAAAAAAAAAUGAAUAUGUCUUCGUUCGUAAUUAUUGGCAGAAAUAAAUUAGAGAUGGAUUAAAAAGUGAGAGAGAA